Messenger RNA from Juglans microcarpa x Juglans regia, 1874 nucleotides. RefSeq names its product probable sugar phosphate/phosphate translocator At1g12500. NCBI's taxonomy places the organism in Eukaryota, Viridiplantae, Streptophyta, Magnoliopsida, Fagales, Juglandaceae. Gene Ontology annotation, molecular function: antiporter activity. Gene Ontology annotation, cellular component: Golgi apparatus. The record is from RefSeq and is a predicted model, not a curated record. Bases 287 to 1351 code for a protein of 354 amino acids. The transcript is spliced from 2 exons.
CAACGCCUCUCACCAGUCCUACACUUCAAAUCCGAAUCCCCACCCUACUUCUUUUACACGCAUACACUCUAAUCCUCCAUCCUUCUCGUUUUCGAUGCUAUCCCCACUUUCUCUCUCCUCCAGAUCUGAUCUCCUCUGAGCCACCAUUUUCCUGCUCUCUCUCUCUUCCUCGAAAUUCAACGCUGAAACGGGAACAAAUACAUAUAAUUUAUUCAUUCAGAGGAAGCAGCAGCGCUAGCUCUCACAGGCUUCCGAUUUGGUGUUGCCCGUUUCAUGCUUUUUGGCAAUGGUGGAGGCACAGACAUGGACGACGCGCCGCAUGAGCAACCCCAGGCUGGACACCCCCGCCACCGACCUAGUUCUUGACGUUCCGGUCACCCCGCCUGGCGGCGUUCGCAAUAACACUACCUCCACCUACUUCCCCUUCUCUCCCAACGUUUUGACUGCCCUCAUCGUCGCCUCCUGGUACCUCUCCAAUAUCGGCGUUCUUCUUCUCAACAAGUACCUCCUCAGCUUCUAUGGCUUCCGUUUCCCCAUCUUCCUCACCAUGCUCCACAUGCUCUCCUGCACCGCCUACAGCUACGCCGCCAUUAACUUCCUCGAGCUCGUCCCCUUCCAGCACAUCCACUCCAAGCGCCAGUUCUUCAAGAUCCUUGCCCUCAGUGCCAUCUUCUGUUUCUCCGUCGUAUGCGGCAACACUUCCCUCCGCUACCUCCCUGUCUCUUUCAACCAGGCCAUUGGCGCCACGACGCCGUUCUUCACCGCCAUCUUCGCCUUCGUCAUCAUUUGCAAUAAGGAGUCUGCCGAGGUCUACCUCGCCCUCCUUCCCGUCGUCUUCGGCAUCGUCUUGGCGAGCAACAGCGAGCCCUUGUUCCACUUAUUCGGAUUCCUCAUCUGCGUGGGGUCCACCGCCGGACGAGCAUUGAAGUCCGUUGUUCAGGGAAUUCUCUUAACCUCGGAGGCCGAAAAGCUCCAUUCAAUGAACCUCCUCCUGUACAUGGCCCCCAUGGCCGCUCUGAUUCUCUUACCGUUCACGCUUUACAUCGAGGGCAAUGUGGCGGCGAUUACGGCCGAGAAGGCCAAAGGGGACCCCUUCAUAGUCUUCUUGCUGAUUGGGAAUGCGACGGUGGCGUAUUUGGUCAACUUGACAAAUUUCUUGGUGACCAAAUACACCAGCGCGCUGACCCUCCAGGUGUUGGGGAACGCCAAGGCGGCGGUAGCGGCGGUGGUGUCCGUCUUGAUAUUUAGAAACCCCGUUACGGUCAUGGGGAUGACGGGGUUCGCCGUUACUAUCAUGGGCGUGGGGCUCUACAGUGAGGCCAAGAAACGUUCCAAGAUUACCACUCAUUGAUAGUGAAAACAAAGAACUGAAACUCGAAAGAUUUUCACUUUUGAUUUUGAUUUGCCAUAAACACGGUUAAUGAAUGGCCUCUUCUGAUGAAAGCUUUCCUACCGAGGAAUGGAUUCAAGAGAGAAAUAUUAGUUUCAUGGUAGCUUCGAGUCAUGACUAAGCUUCUUGGCUCUUGUAUUUGACUGGAGUGAUGAUGGCAAGGAGGGAGUCAAACUGUUGAUUCACAAAUCAUAUCGUAAUUCAGUAUUACUUCUUGCUGGAAAAAUGAAAUCCAUAAAAACUCGAGGUAUUCGUUCUUGUAUGAUUUUGAGAAACAGACUCAUUGUAAUGAUUUGAAGAAGUAAAAGAAGCUCAGGUCAUUUGAUAUGUGUGGAUUAAACUAGUUCAAACGGGAACAACAGAUUCACCCUGUUUUUUUUGUUUUUUGUUUUUUUUCCUCUACAUAAAUUGUAAUCACCUGCACUAGUAUACCAUACGUACUGUAAAUAACACUGUCUAUGAUUUGAGUACGUUAUCACCUCUA